AGUCGGAGGGAGGAGCCUAGGUUGCUUAAGGGCUCAAAGUUGGCGCUGCUGGAUGAUCCAGGAGGGUGUGCAGGGCGCAGAGUGGCAAAAGAAGUGGAGGCAGGUUUUGGUGAUCUCGGUUUGGCUCUUGUUGGUUGCGUGCCUCCAGCGUGCAGUCAAUCCUUACCUGACCUGAGCGGGAGUUUCCGGUCCCGCUCGCUGGCGUUUGGAGGAAAAUGAAAGUGAAAGGGGGAAGAGGAGACUUAGAGUAGAGAUCGCAGCGCCAUGAAUCCUCUGUCCCUGCUCAUCGCUGUGGCUUUGGGCUUGGUGCCUGGCGUCUCGGCUGGACCGGAGGCGAUUGAGUGCUGGUUCGUGGAAGAUGCAGGUGGGGGUGGCCUGACCAAGAAACCUGCCACAUUGCUACUGCGCCAGGGACCCAGGGGUCCACCGCCCCGGCCAGAUCUUGACCCCAAGCUGUACUUGAAGGUGGAUGACCCAGCGGGAAUGCUCCUGGCUGCCUUCAGGCGGUACCCCUCAGGCGCCCCUGUACCAUACUGCGAGAUGAGCCGCUUCAUCCCGUUCCCUGCCUCGGCUUAUUGGGCUAGACAUCUGAACCCGCAGCAGAGCUGCCCGCGGGCCCUGGACGGCGAUUGGCUGCUGGUCAGCGUGUCCAGCACCGUCUUCAGCCUCUCUAGCCUGCUGCGACCACAGCCAGAGCCUCAGCUGGAGCCCGCCUCCAUCACCAUGGCAACAGUGGUGCUGACUGUCCUCACGCACAGCCCUGCCCCUCGGAUCCAACUGGGAAAAGAUGCAGUGCUGGACCUGAGCUUUGCCUACAUGCCCCCCACUCCAGAAGAUGCUCUGUCUCCAGCCACAGGUCCCCCUCCCUUUGGGCUGGAGUGGCGGCGCCAACACAGGGGCAAGGGUCAUCUGCUGCUGGCAGCAACUCCUGGACUGGUUGAGAAAAUGCCACCAGCCCAAGAAAAGGCUGUGGCAUUUGCUGCUUGGGAUGACAAUGAGCCCUGGGGCCCAUGGACUGGGAAUGGGACCUUAUGGCUGCCGGCUGUGAAACCUUUUCAGGAGGGUGUCUACCUGGCUACUGUACACCUGCCUUAUCUGCAAGGACAGGUCUCCCUGCAGCUGACUGUGCACAAGUCCCCCAAAGUGUCUCUGACACCAGCACCCCUUGUGUGGGCUGCCCCAGGAGAGGCACCCCCGGAACUGCUCUGCCUUGUGUCCCACUUUUACCCUGCGGAGGGCCUGGAGGUGGAGUGGGAGCUCAGGGGUGGUCCAGAAGGCGGUUCUAGAAAGGCUGAGGGGGAGAUGUGGCUCUCCAACGUCCGUCACCAUUCUGAUGGCUCUGUGAGUCAGGCCGGGCACCUGCAGCUGCCCCCAGUCACUGCCCAGCAGCACGGAGUACGCUAUGCCUGUCGGGUCUACCACCCCUGCCUGCGAGCAUCGGGUCGCAGUGCUGAAGUCACCCUGGAAGUGGCAGGCCUCUCCGGGCCUUUGGUGGAGGAUGGCAUCGGCCUGUUCCUGUCCGCCUUCCUCCUUCUGGCACUCAUCAAGGCACUAGGUUGGAUGGCUGCCUACCUGACCAUUCCUGAAGACACGAAGGUAACAGCUGCCAGCCUGGAUUCAAAGAAGUCACAGUAAAGGCAUUCAGUUCAGUGGACGCCAUCCUCAUCUUCCUCCCCUGAACAUAGUCCCGUCAAGUCCUCUUCUACUCUGUCCAUCCAGUGGCUGGGGUUUUCAAUAUCUUACUUUUGUUGUUGUUUUAAACCUUGUUUUGGCCUUGGCUGGCCUGGGCUGCACCAAACCAACCAGGCUGGUAUGGAAGUCCCAGAGAUCCAUCUGCCUCUGCCUCAGGAGUGACGGAAGUCAUUGGCCACUGUGCCUCAUGAUUUCUUUUUUAUUUAAGAUACAUCUAGCAUUCUUAAGAUUCUAGGGGGUGGUUCUCAAAAAUUUGGGUCCCGAUACAUGUUAAAAAUGACCAAGGAGCCCAAAGAAUUUUCUUAUGUGGGCUACAGCUAUUGCAACUUAACUAAAAAAAAAAAAAAAAAAAAAAAAAAAAAAAAAAAAGAAGAAAAAAACCAGUCAUGGUAGUGACAUAUGCCACACUCUGGAGGCAGAGGCAGGUGGAAUUUCAUGCCACCCUGAUCUACAAUAGGGAGUUCUAGGUCAGCCAGUGUGAGGUCCUGUUGAGAGAACUAAACACGAGAAUAUAUAAGCAUGUCGUGGUGGUGUCACAUGCCUUUGAUCCCAGCAGUCAGGUUGGCAGAGGAAGGCGGAUCUCUGAGUUCUGAGGCCAGCCUGAUCUACAGAGUGAGUUCCAGGACAGGCUCCAAAGCUACACAGAGAAACCGUGUAUUGAAAAACUACAAAGUGUGUGUGUAUGUAUGUAUGUGUGUGUGUAUAUAUAUAAUCAUAUAUGUGUACAUAUGUAUGUAUGUUAUACAGAUUUGUUUUAUAUAUAUAUAUAUGUAUAUUUAUUAUACACGCACUGCAGUCCCUCCUUGAGAGCCACAGGAUCAAGAGCCACCAUAUGCUCUAGAGCAACAAGGGUUCUUAACCUAUAGGUCAUGAUCCCAUAAGACCAUCGGAAAUAAUCAGAAAUUUACGUUAGAAUUCAUAACAGUAGCAAGUCACAAUUAUAAAAUAGCAACAAAAAUAAUUUUAUGGUUGGGCUUACCACAAUAUGAGAGACUGUAUUAAAGACUGUAGUAUUAGGAAGGUUGAGAACCACUGCCUAGAUAAUUAUGAAGACUAAGGGAGCAUAGUAUCUUAAUGUGCUGGGGGCCUCUGGGACAGCUCUCGAUGGUUCCAGAGCAGAACGGUCCCCGAGUCUCCCAUGACCGACCACCGCCUGCCUCUCCAGCUCGCCUCUCCUCUCAGACCACAACGUUUCCUCUACCUGCUCUACCCUCGCUGUCUGUGGGCUCCGAGUGUCCCGGGUCACCGGCCGUACUUAAAGGAUGUCUGUCUGUCCUUGCCCUCCCGCCGGGCACCGGUCUAGUCGUGUGCCAAUAAAGUUUUUCCGAGUUUCCA
Molecule: messenger RNA, 3027 nt
Organism: Phodopus roborovskii (desert hamster)
Lineage: Eukaryota; Metazoa; Chordata; Mammalia; Rodentia; Cricetidae
Gene: Tapbp
Product: TAP binding protein
Exons: 8
Coding region: 265-1635 (456 amino acids)
Biological process (GO): antigen processing and presentation of endogenous peptide antigen via MHC class I
Cellular component (GO): membrane
Source: RefSeq, a predicted model, not a curated record